CUCAAAACGACGCUCAAAACAAAUUCCACGAUAGUAAGGUACUAUCAUUCAGGCUUCAGCGACAGAGAACGAGAAAAAUCAGCGUCACCCCUCCCAGAUUCCUACAUAACGCUGUGACCACUGCUAUGGCGACCAGGCCGACACCAUUUCCUUCCUCUUUCCUAACCCGAAAAAAGAUCCUCUCCCGUUUCACUUUCUUUAAACAAUUUUCGAUUUUGUUAAACGACAAGAAAUGCAGUCGUUUUCGGUGUCAGAUUAAGAGUUUUGAAAAUCAACCUCCGAAUUGGAACGUUGAGUUCCUCCCCGGAACGCAACCGAUCCAUUUGAUCCAGAAUUCUCCUUCUUCUUCGAUCUCAAUGGCCUCCGAUUCCGCCCUUAAAACCGUCAAAAAUGUCUGCCUCUUUUACUGCGCCGAAACCAAAGCGCUCGCCGAGAGAAUUGCUGCUGAGUCAGAUGCCAUUGAGCUCCGCGCCAUCAACUGGCGGACAUUUGAAGAUGGAUUUCCUAACUUAUUUAUACCAAAUGCACACGGAAUUCGAGGAAAAAAUGUAGCCUUUUUAGCCUCAUUUAGUUCGCCGGGACUGAUUUUCGAGCAGUUAUCGAUAAUCUAUGCAUUGCCGAAACUGUUCGUUUCCUCCUUCACGCUAGUUCUCCCGUUUUUCCCUACCGGAACUUCCGAGCGAAUGGAGGACGAAGGAGAUGUGGCGACGGCUUUUACUCUUGCUAGGAUAUUGUCUAAUAUACCGACUUCCAGAGGGGGGCCUACCAGCUUAGUGACAUUCGAUAUCCAUGCUUUGCAGGAGAGAUUCUACUUUGGUGAUAAUAUAUUGCCUUGCUUUGAGAGUGGGAUACCUUUGCUUAAGAGUAGGCUCCAACAGCUCCCUGACUCUGACAAUAUAUCCAUUGCUUUCCCUGAUGAUGGUGCGUGGAAAAGAUUUCAUAAGCAGCUGCAACAUUUUCCAACGAUUGUUUGUAAUAAAGUUCGGAUAGGAGACCAACGAAUUGUACGUAUCAAGGAGGGAGAAGCUGCAGGACGGCAUGUUGUCAUUGUUGAUGAUUUGGUUCAAUCUGGUGGCACUCUAAUUGAAUGCCAGAGAGUAUUAGCAGCCAAUGGGGCAGCAAAAAUAAGUGCCUAUGUGACACAUGGAAUUUUCCCCAACAGAUCGUGGCAACGCUUUGAACAUGAUAAUGGAGGUACCCCAUGCACCUAUAUGCUCUGUGGCAUUUUGGAAGUCUCAUUUCCUGCAAAUUUUUUAUAUAAAAAAGGACAAGAAACGCAUUUCCUUUUGGUGAUGACUUCCUCUCUCAAACACAUUGCCUUUAGGAAAGCUUGAGCCCCAAAUUUUUACGGAGGAAUAGUGUUCAGAAAAAUGAAUUUCCAUAAACUAAAAUGACUCAACUUGAAUUAUUACUUAUUAACAUGUGAUAAUCCUAGUAUCUCCUAGAAUUACCAUUUACAAGACGUCAUUCAUGGUACAGUGAGCUACAGAAUUGUUACUGUGGUUGGCAGCUUUCUGCAGUUUCUGAAUUUAGUUUAAUCAAUUCUACUGGCUGAUAUUCUCAAAUUAUGUAGGGCAUCCUGAGACUGGGUUAACCUACUUCUGGAUUACUGAUUCUUGCCCUCAGACAGUGAAAGAGGUGAUGGGCAAACCUCCAUUUGAAAUUCUUA
Durio zibethinus is the source of this 1669-nucleotide messenger RNA. NCBI's taxonomy places the organism in Eukaryota, Viridiplantae, Streptophyta, Magnoliopsida, Malvales, Malvaceae. The record is from RefSeq and is a predicted model, not a curated record.